AUGCGCCGCUCGGAAGGGAUUAGAGUAGAACUUAUUAAAGACAUAUCGUUCGUUGCGGAUACGGAACUAUUAAAUCGGUAUGGAAUACCGAUUCCUCCUCGGUCACCACAGGGGUCUUUGAACGGCGUGCAGGACACAUACGCACUUGUUAAGCAUGUGUUGAGAAGAUAUGAAGGGAUGCUUGUAGACACUGUUGAACGAGCAACAAAUGUCAAGUUCGACAAACGGAAGACCAUGCUUAUAAAGCUCAUAGGAGCCGUAACUAUUAGAUGGCACACUAUAUACAGAUGGAAAACGUGUGAUCGAGCGAUACUAAGAUCGCUCACUGUCGGGAAUAAAGAUCCCAUGAUAUACGAACAACGCUGCGACAAUCUCCACGUCUAUCAGCUAUUAUGGCAAGAGCACUGUUCAGCCAUGAAGCAUCUGUUGGAAGAGUGGAGUGAAGCUCGGAGCAUUGGUGUCCAGUAUGCGUUGUCAGAUUCAUCACAUGAUAACACCGAGAUAACUGAUGUUAUGGAUCGCAUAAAUAGGCUGAUUCGGGGAACAGUGUCAGAAGUGCAAUCGGUGACAGUCGAAAGCGUGAGGGCAACAAUGACGCUUGAUCAUCUGCUAAACAAGAAUUACGUCGACGAAGCUGUUCAAGUAACUUUCGAUACGCGUGGCGUGGGCAAUCUGAAAAGGCAGAAGAUCAAUAACCUUCAGAUGACGAUAAAUCUGGGUAUCUCCAAUUUUGAAAAAAUACUCGGAACCGUAUCUCUGCAGCUCAACAGCUUAGUGCGAUUCUCACGGCUGAUGUCACACAAGCUUUUUAAAAAGGCCAAGCCCCUAGAAUAUGUCACACUGCUCAAGGUAAUAAGGAAAGCUAUUUGCAAUACAAUGUGUAGGACACACCCAACUACAACUCCACAUUAA
Molecule: messenger RNA, 912 nt
Organism: Babesia bigemina
Lineage: Eukaryota; Apicomplexa; Aconoidasida; Piroplasmida; Babesiidae
Exons: 9
Coding region: 1-912 (303 amino acids)
Source: RefSeq, a predicted model, not a curated record